Rubroshorea leprosula is the source of this 910-nucleotide messenger RNA. Lineage: Eukaryota; Viridiplantae; Streptophyta; Magnoliopsida; Malvales; Dipterocarpaceae. The record is from the annotation of a GenBank genome assembly.
AAGAUUUUCAAAUCUAAUUAUUUGGGAUGUUAAUGAAGCUCUGGGCAACCACAAAUGAAUGGAGGAGGAUGUGCGCAGAAACUAACAACUAGUGAUGCCCUGGAAUAUCUCAAGGCAGUGAAGGACACAUUUCAAGAUAAAAGAGAAAAAUACGAUGACUUUCUUGAAGUAAUGAAAGAUUUUAAGGCUCAAAGAAUUGAUACUGCAGGUGUCAUAGCAAGGGUUAAGGAACUAUUUAAAGGGCAUCAAGACCUUAUUUUAAGUUUCAACACCUUUUUGCCAAAGGGAUAUGAGAUCACUCUCCCAUUGGAGGAUGAACAACCUCCACAAAAGAAGCCUGUUGAAUUUGAAGAAGCUAUUAAUUUUGUGAACAAGAUUAAGACAAGGUUUCAGGGUGAUGAUCGUGUUUAUAAGUCAUUUUUAGACAUUUUGAACAUGUACAGAAAGGAAAACAAGUCCAUCAGUGAGGUCUACCAGGAGGUUGCCACGCUUUUCCAAGACCACCCAGAUCUCCUUAAUGAGUUCACUCACUUUCUGCCAGAUGCCUCAGCGACAGCCUCUACUCAUUAUGUUCCUUCUGGUAGAACAUCAAUACUACGAGACAGUGGACAUGCUGUGCCUGCAGUGCGGUCAUUGCAUACUGACAAGAAAGAAAGGACUACAAUUUCCCAUGCUGGACAUGACCUCAAUGUGGAACAUCCUCAUCCAGACCAUGACAAGCUCAUGAUGAAGUCAGUCAAAGAGCAAAAGCAUGACUGCAACAGUGAUAUCAACAUGCAACGGUUUCCUCACAAAACAAACCCUGCUCAAAGGUUUGAAGACCUGGCUAUUGAGAAGUUGCAUCAAAGUGGUGAAGGUGAUGAAAACUUUGGAGUGCAUUCUGCUCAUGAUGAUAAAAAUGCUGUCAAAA